AUGUUGGAGAAGGAGCCGCGUCGGAACCGCGCGGCUCGGUCACCCGGAGCAGGCCGGCUGCUCCCGGCGGGCGGUGCCGGCGCCGGCGGGGGCCUCGGUGCCCGGGGCUCCUUCCGGGCUCUCCCGCCCGCCGGGCUCCCUACCGGCUUCGGAGGCGGCAGCGGCGCUGCCGGGGCGAAGCGGCGGUGGGGCCAGGUUGAGCGCCGGGCGGGAGACGACGCCGCCGCGGACCCCGCGAUCCCGCAGCCGGCGACUGGAGCCCACCUCUGCAGAGACAAAGAUGCCUGAGGAUUCAGCAAACACUGGAGAAGCAGAGGACACAAGUUUGGAUGUGAAAGAGCAACACCUACUGCACUGAAGAAUAAUUAGACAAUAUUUUUAAUUAUACAAGAAAAUCCAGCAUGUUGUUGGACCCUUCCAAGCUAGAGCACUUUACAUGGGUCUAUACAUGUGGAACUGAACAGAGAUUGUUUAAUUCUAAGAUAUUCUGAGAACCUCAAUUGUCAUUUUUCCUCUACCUAAAAAAAAUGCACAGCUUUAUGACCCUCCUUUUCUGCUCGGGGAAGGAGGGCUAGGAAAAAAACUGCACUUUUGAAAAGGCAGCCAUAUUUGCAUUUUCCCCUCUUGUGCAGAGGUAAGCCAUGUGCUAGGCUUUGUGGAACUUCACAAAAUGGCAGCCCGUGAACUGACUUUUCUCUAGGAACCAUUGAGACCCACACCCCUUUUUGUGUGUUUCUGGUCCAUGAAAACAGAGAAUCUGAUUCACUUCGAA
Phacochoerus africanus (Common warthog) is the source of this 772-nucleotide messenger RNA. Its product is annotated as translation initiation factor IF-2-like. The coding region runs from base 1 to 288 and encodes 95 amino acids. Lineage: Eukaryota; Metazoa; Chordata; Mammalia; Artiodactyla; Suidae. The transcript is spliced from 2 exons. The record is from RefSeq and is a predicted model, not a curated record.